Molecule: messenger RNA, 1208 nt
Organism: Drosophila montana
Lineage: Eukaryota; Metazoa; Arthropoda; Insecta; Diptera; Drosophilidae
Product: probable isoaspartyl peptidase/L-asparaginase GA20639
Exons: 1
Coding region: 107-1093 (328 amino acids)
Cellular component (GO): cytoplasm
Molecular function (GO): beta-aspartyl-peptidase activity; asparaginase activity
Source: RefSeq, a predicted model, not a curated record
CAGCAAGAAGAGCACAAAGGCGAACUGAACGUAGCAAUUCGAGGCGUCAGUCAGUGUCGUGUUCGGAAGCACAAGCACAAGCUGCAAUUGAAAGCAUCAAAAAAAUAUGCCACACCCAGUGAUCCUGAUACAUGGUGGAGCGGGGGACAUAACCGACUCCCGCGUUGCCGGCAAGUUCAAGGGCAUCAAGGACGCGCUGCGUGCUGCCUGGAAGCAUUUUGAGCCGACAACAGAAGCGUCUGGCAGCGCACUAGAUGCCGUUGAGACGGCCGUGCGUUCCAUGGAGCUGGAUGAGUCUUUUAAUGCGGGCUAUGGUUCCUGCCUUAACACCGCCGGCGGCGUAGAAAUGGAGGCCAGUUUUAUGGAGGGGCGCGAUUUGCGAGCCGGCUGUGUGACACUGCUGUGUGAUGUCAUGCAUCCGAUCACAGUGGCACGCCGGUUAAUGGAAAGGCGACGUCACGUUUUUCUUGGCGGCCAGGCGGCAUUGGACUUGGCGCUGAGCUCGGGCAUCGAGAAGCUGCCGGCUGGCUCUCUUGUUACGGAAAGCGCUCAGCAGGCAUUGCGAGAGUUUAAAGAGCAGGAGGCGCAGGGCUUGGACACCACUUUUGCUCGCACCGAGCUAGAUAAGGCACGCACCGAUCCGAAUGGAGACACUGUGGGCGCCGUUGCCAUGGACACGAGCGGACUAAUUGUGGUGGGCACCUCAACGGGCGGCAUCACGGGCAAAUGGCCGGGACGAAUUGGCGAUACUCCUCUGCUCGGCUGUGGCACCUAUGCUGAAAAUACUAUUGGCGGCAUCUCUACUACCGGCCAUGGUGAGACCAUAAUGCGCUACAAUCUAGCUCAACGUAUAUUGGGCGCCAUCCAGCAUCAGGGACUCUCCGCCCAAGCUGCCGCCAAGCAGGAAUGCCAGAAGAUGACAGAUCGCAUCGGCGGCACCGGCGGCGCCAUUGUUAUUGACCACAAGGGCGAGGUGGGCAUCAGUUGGACAUCACGCCGCAUGGCCUGGGGUUACGUGCGAGACGGCAUCAUUCAUUAUGGCAUCAAUCACAACGAAGUCUUCCAGGAGCCCUUGGUGUCGACACAAGAAUAAUACAAUCACUUAAAAGCAAUUUUACACAUGUAUUAAGCGUACCCUCAAUGUUUUCUGUAUUAUUUGAAUAAAUUACUAUUAAUAAAGCACAAAAUUAUAAACUCUAAAAUAUAAA